This is a messenger RNA of Trichobilharzia regenti, 2940 nucleotides long. NCBI's taxonomy places the organism in Eukaryota, Metazoa, Platyhelminthes, Trematoda, Strigeidida, Schistosomatidae. The record is from the annotation of a GenBank genome assembly.
AAAGAAUUAAUAGAAUCGAUUGAUCUAUCGUAUAAUCAAAUUAAUGCAAUAUCUGAUGGACUGCUUAGAAUAACAAAACACUUAGAUUUGAGUAGAAAUAAGCUGAGAAUAUUUCCUGCCUCACUGCUUAAAAUGAUUGCAAAUAUGACAAGGAUUAGAAAUGCAAAACCCUCAGAAAUUAUUCAACUUGAUUUAACCGACAAUCCUAUGGUAUGGCCCCCGUCUAAUAUUGUUGAAGCUGGUAUUAACGCUAUGAUCGAGUACUAUUUAGAAUCAAAAACUGAGAUACAAUCAUAUUAUGGCAUAAAGACAAUGUUUUUAGGUGCUAAAAAUUCUGGGAAAACCAGCCUGGCUAUGAGUAUCCUCGACAGACAAACACGUAUGACGGAGAGCAUAGAAGAGAUAACCUACAGUAUUGAUUCUUAUAUGAUACAUUAUGAUGCUCUAGAGCUGACACCAAAAGUAUGCAAAAGUCAGUCAGAUAAUGAAACACUGACAAAGUCACAAACAAUGAACACUCGUCCAACAACUAUAACUUUAUGGGAUUGUUCUGGACAUAUGGCUUAUACACCAUUGAUCUCUUUUUUCACUUCCUUAUCAACUGUCGUUACAAUUCUAGUCGAUAUUACAAAGUUUCAGUAUAAUUCAUCUGGUGCAGACAAUAUAAACAGUAUUAAAAGCUCUGAGAGUUACUUUUACAAGUCAAUUGGUAUCUGGCUUGACCUUGUUAUGUAUCGAUUGAACUUUCUCAAGGUUAUUCUACUCGCGACUAAAUGUGAUCUGAUAUCCUCUGAAACAGAAUUAGACCAACGAAUGAAACAGUUAUACAGUCAAACAUCGAAUUAUUUAAAAACACGACAUUUUUGGUUAAAAGAUCAAAUUACCCGCAUAGAAUCAUCGAUUCAAAUAUCACAGGCUACUUCACAUUACUAUGAACACUUAAAUAAUAUUUAUGAAAAUGCCUACAUUUCCAUUUAUCCUAAUGUGAUCCCAAUCAAUUUAAAAAAGCCUUCAAAUCCCGCGCUAAUCAAUUUCGAUCAAUUAUGCUUUACACUGUUUGAUUUUGUGAUUAAAACGCCUACGCAUUUACCUGUUUGUUUAGCUGCAUUACCACAUAUAUGGUCUGAUAUUGAAAUGUAUUUAGAGGAUAUAAAGCAUAAUUAUAAUUCAAAUUUAAACAAGCUUAAUAAUGAAGUGAAUGCAUGCAUUCUGCCUAAAGCAUAUUUUAGUCAAUUAUUACAAAAUAAAUUUAAUUUGAAUGCCAUAAAUUUAAAACAAUUACUUAUUUAUUUGAAUAAUACAGGGAGAAUAUUAAUUCCUGAUGCUUUUUUAUCGAAAGAAGAGGAGAAAUAUUACACUACAAUGAUGAAAUCAUUUACUCGACCGUAUCCAAAGUCCUAUGUGAUAAUCGAUUGUGAUUUAUUUCUUGAAUCGGUUAAAUAUUUAAUCCAUCCUAAUCUCCUGUCUAUCAUUGAUACAACAAUUCAACGUAAUAAUAAUAAUAAUAAAGCACAGUAUAAAGAUCCUUGUGUACCUGAAACAUUUCAUAAAGAAUUACUUAGACACUUUUAUUCAGCUACACGACAAGGUGCAAUCAGUCGAUUAGCACAAAGUUGUUCAGAGUUGAAUAAAGGUUCAGGGAUUGUAAGCGCUUAUUUAUGGAUUGCAUUAGUGGAGUAUAAUAAUUUAUAUGUGACAAAAAAUAAUCGUGAUAUUGGAAAGUCAUAUGUUGAAAUAUUGUGGAGAUGGUUGGAGUUGGCUUAUCCAGUACCUGAACCAGAAUUGUUUGCAAAUUUUGACUCUGACUUGACACGAACUGAUAUAUCACCAGAUGGGAUGCAAUCACCAACAUGGAAAUUCAAGUAUUUUCCAUCUCCUAAAGAAUUGGCUUUAGCUUGUGGCAUUAUAUCCUACAACGAUCAGUCAUCAGAAUUACAUGAAAAUCAAUCAGAUACAGAUCACAGUGACGAUAUGGAUACUCGUCAGUCACCUACAAAUCAUCAAAUUCAAGAGAUGAUUUGUUCAGAACAAUUACCAGCUUUAUGCUUUCCAUGCCUAAUUCCCCAGAACUGUACCACUCCAAUGGAUGAAAUGAGCAUUAAUCUAUGGGAGAUGGUUUGUCGGGUUGGACCAAGGCCAGUUAUCUUUGUAUAUCGUUUUUCUUAUGGUAUACCUCAAGAAUUAUUUGAUAAGGCUACAGUACGCUUGAAUUGGCCAGAAUACUUUAAAUUUCGAUAUACAGCACACUGGAAGACUGGUGUACAAAUGAUCAACAGUUCAAAUCGUAUAGUAGUCAGAUUUUUGUCAGUAAAUCAACCGAAUGAAGAUUGUUUAAUCAAGUUUGAAUUUCGUGGACUUCCACGAACAAAUGUUGAGUCAAAUUUAAUUGGCAAUCAAAGUCAACAAAAUGAUACUAUGCAAAAUGCAGAACAAACUGAGAAAGAAGUAAAUUAUAUUCCAGACAAAUCUGGUAUUUCUGAGGUAAUAUCCUCUAAAGAUCAUAAAGACAGGAUGCAUUAUAAACGUAAACAAAAACAUCAUUGGCAUAACUGGCCUAUUUCAGAAAGUGAUCUCUGGGAACUUAUGUUACCUUUGUUAAAAGAGUUUGAUGGAGUUCUGUUGGGAUAUAAAGGUCUAUGCUACAAACGUGUUAUGGAAUGCCCAAAAUGCAAUGAACUGACUUUUUCAGGUGAAUGGUUAACACCUCAAGAAGCACAAACAGUGAAUUAUCGUAAAUGUCCAGCAUGUGCUCAUAGGAUACCAAGUUGUCUUGUUGCUCCACCAGAAAGUGGAUUAGAAUAUAAGCGUAAAUCAAAGUCAAAAAGAAAGAAUAAAAAGCAUCAGAAAUCACGAAAAUAAUCCAUGCGUGAUUUUUUCUUGUUCUUGUGUUUUUACUUGCUCAAAUAUAUUUCUACUUUUGUACAGAAUAUAUUAUCACUU